AUGGCACGACCACGUCUACACAACACUAAAGAAGAAAAGGCAGAAGCUGCACGCGCUUAUACACGAGCUUACUAUGCACGUCACCGCGAUAAGCUAUGUGCGCAAAAAAAGGAGAUAUACAAGGGGAAGGAAGAUAGGCUGUGUGAUAGGCCUGUCACUGUAGGAAGGCCACGCUCACACCAUACAGCUGAGGAGAAAAUUGAAGCUGCACGCCGAUCCCGGAAAGCCUAUUAUGCUCGUAACCGUGAGGAGAUCCGUAUCAAAUAUCAAAACAAAUCAAAUUCAAAGGCCUUGGACAAUACCAGUAGCCUCAAACCGGCGCGCUCAGUACGAGAUGCACACAACAAACGCAAAAACAAAUGGGCAAGGCAAUGCGAUGACAUCGAUGCCAGCCUGCAGGUCCUUAUUGGGUCAUCGUCAAGCACAGCAUUGGUUGAGGGCCUUUGUGAGCUCUUCAUAGCAAACCCGGAUAAGCCAGAUUCGUUGGACGUCCUGCGGUCUGCUCACAAUGGGUUGGAAGACCUCCUUAUGCGUGCGCAAACUGUAGAAAACGAUGUUCUUGAGGAAUGUGGGACAGGGCAGGACCUCAGUCGGGCACAUAGUUCUGUGUCUCAUAACCAAAAAAAAAAGAUGGCGCCGCGUACAUGGCUGACGCAGGAGGAACUGGCCUUCAUCGCAACUUUUGAGGAUGAUUACCUCGAAUGCCAAAAGAAGGGGAACUAUACCACUUUUUGGCAACCCUUCUUCGAACAAUGGGAGGAACAAUGGCCCGCGAGGGCUUCCUUGUUUCCAGGUAUUCCUAUGGAUCAAGUUCUCACCGCGGCUCAAUUAGAGGAGAACGAAAAAUUCAAAGCCGCACUUCAGAAGUGCCUGACGGUCAAAUUCCGUAAUGAUUAUGGUAAUUCAAAGCCUGGCCGCAAAGCGGCUGCAGCGGGCAAUUCGGCUGUCCACAAACUUCUCAGCAAUAUCGUUAAGGGACCCACAGCUGGUCGGAAACGUCCUCUCAAGGAAAGCGAAGUCUACGCUAAAAAGUAUUAUACUACUCGAGUCCAGGCCAGCGUUAAAGAUGAGCUAAAAGCCAUCAAAGAACAACCUGACGUCCCCGAUCCCAAGAAGACGAACCUUCGGGUGAUCCGAAAGCAUGUUGACCGCUGCUGGGAGAAUGAGUCCGUUGAGGUGAAAGAGGAAAUCUCUCAACUUACGAGAGAGAUGAGGGAAGCAGCGCGCGAGGCGGCGAAGGGGAGGAAAUCAUCUGAGGUGACCAAUGAUCUAAUUAUACCGAGACUUACAGAAAUUCUCUCAACUUUCUUCGGAGAGCUUCAUGAGGCCACAGGAUGGACAUUCAGCGUCCUCCUCGGUGGCCCUGACCCAUCAAAUGGGGGUGCGAUUGAUGUCAGCAGCUUACAUGUAGGGUCAACGAAACUCGGUAAUCGAUUUAACCACGCGUUUUCUAACGAUAAUGUUAUGCUGCCCUACUACGAGUUUGUGUCUCAUGUUUUCCCUGAAGCUGGGACUUCAAAUAAAACACCCGCUCCAGACGAUAUGCUUACAAACGAUGAUCCUCCAAUGCCUAUGCCUGUAGCGCCUGAUACAUUACAUGGUUCAAACCCCACAUCCCAAGAGGCAGACUUGGCACCUAUCUUGGCACCUAUCUUCCCUCCCACGCACUUAGCGCAAGAAGAGGUAGUUCCUGCGCCACCUGAAGAGCACUUCUACGAGAAUUUCUUCCAACACCUGCCCCCCGCUCCUCAAGACAAUGAGAUCAACCAAGAGCUGGAUAGGCCCAUCAUCCCCAUGCCAGAGGGCUAUGUACCCUUCUGUCCACCACCGCUAGCGCCACUCACUUUGGACCCUAUGUCUUCCCCCACCGCAUUUCUUAAUCUGGAUUCAAAUCUCGAGAGUUUUGACGAUGCCCUCAAAUCCAUGCAGUUCCAGAACACCACCACGGGAUUGGUCUGUUCUCCUCCCCACCUUCGUUAUCAGUUCGACAAUUUCAUUAGAUUCUCGUCGCCUAGCACCACGUCGGUCAUCACACCUCGCACCACAGUGGUUGACAUGCCUACCAUCACCCAUUCACCUGUGGUCAGGUCUUCCACCACACCCACCAUCACACCCUCUCCAGCUGCACCCACAACUACCAUACCCAUCACCACAUCCUCAGUAGCUGCACCCACGACUCCUGUGACACUGGGAACAAGGCCUUCGCAGCUUAUUUCUGGGGUGGGACUUGAUGCUCAAAACCCCAGCAACGUUGUAGAUGAACGUCCGGCAAAGCGCCAGAAACGGGCUCAAUGCACACGUGCAGGAGAGACAGAUCCGCUACAGGCUGUCUCCUCCAGCCGAGGGAAACAACAAAGAUUCCAGUCCACUCGAGCUGCUGCCGCCAAUGCGAUUGGUUAA
Suillus clintonianus is the source of this 2400-nucleotide messenger RNA. RefSeq lists its product as uncharacterized. The record is from RefSeq and is a predicted model, not a curated record. The coding region runs from base 1 to 2400 and encodes 799 amino acids. The transcript has 11 exons. NCBI's taxonomy places the organism in Eukaryota, Fungi, Basidiomycota, Agaricomycetes, Boletales, Suillaceae.